Molecule: messenger RNA, 226 nt
Organism: Drosophila subpulchrella
Lineage: Eukaryota; Metazoa; Arthropoda; Insecta; Diptera; Drosophilidae
Exons: 1
Coding region: 46-174 (42 amino acids)
Source: RefSeq, a predicted model, not a curated record
GGAAAAUUCAGUCAUCAGCGCGUGUCCAUCGAAUCGGCAGUGAAAAUGUGCCAGCGGCGGUUCUUCAGCAGCAAGUACACCAGUUUCCACAAGAACCACAUCAAGUUGUUUGCCGUUUACAUGAAAACGGCGAAUCUGAUGCAAAACUUCAAUGUGCUGAAGCGUUCGCUGUAAACGCUGCUGCGGUCGACGUCGCAACCGCCGCUUCCUCCUCCUCCCGCAGAAA